GAGCCCUGCUAAAUGUGAAAAUUAAGGACAAAAAGUGGAAGAGAAAAGAAGAGGUGCAACUAUGGCCACCUGAUCGUCACAGGUAAGCCGUGAAGGCGAGGCCACGUGUUGUUAUGAAAAUGGUAGGGUGAAUCAAAAGCUUUGGUAUCAAGUUUGCAGACCAGCCAGCCCCUCCCAGUCCCAGCCUGCUAGGAAAACUCUCGCUUUGACGGCGGAGAGGAAGAGAGCCGCCUCCUGUACUUUUUUCUCUCUUUCUCUCUCCACAAAACUCAGCUAUCCACAUCCCCUUUUCAGGAUAUCUUUGCCCACUUUUGGGUGUUGGACGGAGGGGGGGUUGAGGAAUAGAUUUGAUUGAAGCAGUGUUGAGAAAAGGGGAAUGAGAAACAAAGGCGAUUCAUGAUUUGGGAUGGUAAAUAUACGUCCAUUGAGCUACAGUUCAUGGGCUGGUCUGGUACAGUAUUUGAGAGAAAAGGAUGAUUGUGACUUUGUGUUUGGUUGUGAUUAGCCUUGCAAAGAAAGUUAUUUUUUAGGGGAACCGACACAAGGCUAAGGUUUUUCCUCUUGGGUGAAGAUUGAUACUUCUAUGUCUUUCUGUAUUUAAAAAUCUGAGAACUUAUUUAUGGCUGAAUCUGUCUUUUUCAUUGAUUUGUAUAUGUUGGAAGAACAGUUUUGUGUAUAGAUUGAGGGGUAUGAAUGGAUCAAGAACUUAGGUGUAUGCAUGGACAUUGGUAUUGUUCUCAUAUCAUCUAACAUUUUGGAAAUACUUUUCUUACUUUGGAAAGCCAAAGUUGGUGUUGCUUGUGCUCCCUAAAGCAAGAAAUACUCUUUGCCCCUUCCAUAAUGCAAGGUGCAGCAUCUUAUUUAUCCUGCAGGAAAAGGCUUUUUGGGGUGUGAACUUGGAAAACAUAGUGAAGAUUGGAGGAGAAUGCAAACAAACACUAUUCAUGGUCAAAUGUAAUUAAAGAGCAGUGCCAGUUAGGUGGGAACCCUUGUAACCGGCAUUAGAAGGGUUUUAGGGUACAACAAACUCCGGAUUACAGUUUAAGAAACUGGAUUCUUCAAGAACGUAAUUUAAAGGUAUUACUCUAUUUGCAGAUUAUGUUGCGAACAAAGCAGAUUGGUCCCCUUUCCAACUCUGCUAGGUCCAUUUUAAUUAGUGGAACACGAUCCAGUACACCAGAUGGAAACUCAUGCCCUUGCUCUGAAGAUGAAACUUGUGUUUCAACAAAGCAGCAUGCAAGAAAUGAAGUUUUGAUCAUGCAGAAGCAAACCACCUUGGCAUCCAAAACUGCAGCAAGAGUUGGACCCCUGUUUUUGGGUGAUGCAGUAAAAGUAGUGGGUUCUCAAAAAGUUGAGAGUGUUGAGCAUGCAACUUCUCUAGCACAAGUUGUAGCUGCUCCUAGAUCUGUGGUGGGAUCAGAUUGUGUUAGUUAUGUCAGUGACAAUGUUGGUGUUAAUAAUGAUGCGGUGCAUGCGCCUCCUAUCUCAGAUCAGUUUAUUAGGGCAGGUAUUGUAGCAGUAAAUUUUCUGUCUGAUUUAGUAAAUUAUAAGAUUCCUAUGUCAGAUGGGAGUGGAAUGCUUAAGCUGCCACAGAACUGUAUGGUUGACCCCACCAAGCCUCUUUCUAAGAUCAAAUCAACAAAUAUAAAACCCAUUAGAAAAGGGAAAUUUUCAAAAGUUCGUGCAGAGUCGUCUGCCAAUAUAGCAGCAGCCUCAAACUCUACAAGUAGUUAUCACAGUACAAGAGGAAAAGGUGAUAAAUCGGGCUCAGUUAAAGGUUGCAGUCAUGUGGGAGAUACCUGGACAAGGAAUACAGUAGAUACUCGAAGUCUGUCUUCAGAUACUCACAAUAAGAGGUCUAUGCCACAGAAGUCAAAAGCUUAUUCAAACUACUCAACAUCGAAUUCCAAUUUCAAUUCCAAUGUUCGAAAUUCAGAACCGAGGUUUGUGGGAGGCAUCGCAGGGGGGUUCAGCAAGCCCCUAAGAGAUACAAAAAUGAUAGGAAUUGCUCCAGUGUCUAGGCAGUUUGGAAGCUCUGGGCAUGUUGUGGAAAAUGUUUCUCGCAUAUUGCGACAGCUGAGUUGGGGACCUGCAGCAGAAGAGGCUCUUAGAAAUCUCAACUGUUUGAUGGAUGCAUAUCAAGCAAACCAGGUUCUAAAGCAGAUUCAAGACCAUCCGGUUGCUCUUGGUUUCUUUUAUUGGCUGAAAAGACAAACUGGGUUCAAGCAUGAUGGGCAUACUUACACCACAAUGGUUGGCAUCCUGGGUCGUGCUAGACAAUUUGGUGCGAUUAACAAAUUGCUGGCUGAGAUGGUCAGGGAUGGAUGCCAGCCAAAUGUGGUGACAUAUAAUCGAUUGAUUCACAGUUAUGGCCGGGCAAACUAUUUGAAUGAAGCAGUCAGCGUUUUUGAUAGGAUGCAGGAAGCAGGAUGUCAACCUGACCGUGUCACCUAUUGCACACUCAUCGACAUCCAUGCGAAAGCAGGGUUUCUGGAUGUUGCCUUGCACAUGUAUCAAAAGAUGCAAGAGGCUCACCUUUCUCCUGACACAUUCACCUACAGUGUUAUAAUCAACUGCCUGGGAAAAGCUGGCCAUUUGACUUCUGCUCACAAGCUAUUCUGCGAGAUGGUUGAUCAGGGCUGUGUUCCAAACUUGGUUACUUACAAUAUUAUGAUUGCUUUGCAAGCCAAGGCAAGGAACUAUCCAACUGCAUUAGAACUUUACCGUGACAUGCAGAAUGCAGGAUUUCAACCCGACAAAGUAACUUACAGCAUAGUAAUGGAGGUGCUUGGCCAUUGUGGGCAUCUUGAGGAGGCAGAAGCAAUUUUUACUGAGAUGAAAAGGAAGAAUUGGGUGCCAGAUGAACCUGUUUAUGGUCUUUUAGUAGACUUGUGGGGAAAGGUUGGGAAUGUUGAGAAGUCUUGGGAGUGGUAUCAAGCCAUGCUCAAUGCUGGGUUGUGCCCUAAUGUGCCCACUUGCAAUUCCCUGCUCAGUGCGUUCCUUAGGGUGCAUCGGCUUUCAGAUGCAUACAACUUGCUGCAGAGCAUGUUGCGAUUAGGUCUCCAGCCUUCUUUGCAAACUUAUACCUUGCUUCUCAGUUGUUGUACUGAAGCUCGGUCAUCAUUUGACAUGGGAUUUUGUGGUGAGCUUAUGGCAGUGACGGGUCACCCUGCACACAUGUUCCUACUGUCCAUGCCAGCUGCAGGACCUGAUGGACAGAAUGUUCGAGAUCAUGUGAGCAAGUUCCUGGAUCUGAUGCACAGCGAGGAUAGGGAGAGUAAGAGGGGACUUGUUGAUGCAGUCGUGGAUUUUCUCCACAAGUCAGGGCUCAAGGAGGAGGCUGGUUCUGUGUGGGAAGUUGCUGCACAGAAGAAUGUCUAUCCAGACGCGGUUAGAGAGAAAAGCUCAUGUUAUUGGCUCAUCAAUCUGCACUUCAUGUCAGAUGGGACUGCUGUGACGGCACUCUCACGGACACUUGCCUGGUUCCACCGGGAGAUGCUUGUAUCUGGAACUGUUCCCAGCCGGAUUGAUAUAGUGACAGGAUGGGGUCGGCGGAGCAGGGUGACAGGAGCUUCUCUGGUGAGGCAGGCAGUGCAAGAACUGCUGCAUAUAUUCAGCUUCCCCUUUUUCACUGAAAAUGGCAACUCCGGUUGUUUUGUCGGACGAGGGGAGCCCCUUGGCAGAUGGCUACUCCAAUCCUAUGUCGAGCGCAUGCAUUUACUGUAGAAGGCAAUGUUGUCGCACCACCAUUGCAGUUUUGUUGUGAAAGAAAGAAGAGGAACUUUGGUUGCCUCAGGCAUUAGUUUGAACUCUUAUGAAGCUGUUGUUAUCUGCUAUCUCAAAAUUGUUGUUAUAAGUAACAGUUCCAGCCUUUCUACUCCUCAACCCUAACACACAGUUUUUCAUUCAUAAAUUUACAACCCCAUGUGAGCUCCAACUGAUUCUUCAUGUAUUCUGGUUUUUGUUUACAUUGAAUGCUUAGUUUUUGGUAAUGCAAAGAUUGAAGAGAUGGUAA
Molecule: messenger RNA, 4015 nt
Organism: Vitis vinifera (wine grape)
Lineage: Eukaryota; Viridiplantae; Streptophyta; Magnoliopsida; Vitales; Vitaceae
Product: pentatricopeptide repeat-containing protein At1g74750
Exons: 4
Coding region: 1099-3726 (875 amino acids)
Molecular function (GO): protein binding
Source: RefSeq, a predicted model, not a curated record